GCCAGGCUGGGCUCCUCCCCUCGAGCAGCGGCCGUGGGGCGGGCGGCGGGGGAGAGGGGUGGCGGCCGCAGCCCGGGUAGGGCCAGAAGACCGUUCCACGUUUGCAAACGCGGCCGCACGCCCAGGCCGACCCCUGCCGCCCGAGCUCCGCGCUGCGUCCGCGCCACUCUCCUCGCCGCCCCGAUGGCGUUCCGGGGCUGGAGGCCCCCGCCGCCACCGCUGCUCCUGCUGCUGCUCUGGGUGACCGGGCAGGCAGCGCCCGUGGCGGGCCUGGGCUCCGACGCGGAGCUGCAGAUCGAGCGGCGCUUCGUGCCCGACGAGUGCCCGCGCACCGUGCGCAGCGGCGACUUCGUGCGCUACCACUACGUGGGGACGUUCCCCGACGGCCAGAAGUUCGACUCCAGCUAUGACAGAGACUCCACUUUCAACGUGUUUGUGGGAAAAGGACAGCUGAUCACAGGGAUGGACCAGGCUCUUGUUGGGAUGUGCGUAAACGAGAGGCGUUUCGUGAAGAUUCCCCCAAAGCUUGCCUACGGAAGUGAAGGAGUUUCUGGUGUGAUCCCCCCCAAUUCAGUGCUUCAUUUUGAUGUACUUCUGAUGGAUAUUUGGAAUUCUGAAGACCAGGUUCAGAUUCACACCUAUUUCAAGCCCCCAAGUUGCCCUCGGACCAUCCAGGUGUCUGAUUUUGUGAGGUACCACUACAAUGGGACGUUCCUGGAUGGAACUCUGUUUGAUUCAAGUCACAAUCGCAUGAAAACAUAUGACACGUAUGUGGGAAUAGGCUGGCUGAUUCCUGGAAUGGAUAAAGGGCUGCUGGGGAUGUGUGUGGGUGAGAAGCGCAUCAUCACCAUUCCUCCUUUUCUGGCCUAUGGAGAGGAUGGAGAUGGGAAAGACAUUCCCGGUCAGGCAUCUCUGGUGUUUGAUGUUGCAUUAUUGGACCUCCAUAACCCCAAAGACAGCAUUUCCAUUGAGAACAAGGUAGUACCUGAAAACUGUGAGCGGAUAAGUCAAAGCGGGGACUUUCUCAGGUAUCAUUACAAUGGCACGCUUCUGGAUGGCACCCUCUUUGAUUCUAGCUACUCUCGGAACCGCACGUUUGACACGUACAUUGGGCAGGGCUACGUGAUUCCUGGGAUGGAUGAAGGUCUACUUGGUGUUUGCAUUGGAGAAAAGCGAAGGAUUGUGGUCCCCCCUCACCUGGGGUAUGGAGAGGAAGGAAGAGGGAAUAUCCCCGGCUCGGCUGUGCUGGUGUUUGACAUCCAUGUGAUCGACUUCCACAACCCUUCGGACUCCAUCAGCAUCACCUCCCACUACAAACCCCCCGACUGCUCAGUACUGAGUAAGAAGGGAGAUUACCUCAAAUAUCACUACAAUGCCUCACUUCUGGAUGGGACCCUGCUGGACUCCACGUGGAAUUUAGGCAAAACUUACAAUAUUGUCCUGGGAUCUGGGCAAGUUGUGUUGGGGAUGGACAUGGGUCUCAGAGAGAUGUGCGUUGGCGAGAAACGGACAGUGAUCAUUCCGCCCCACCUGGGCUAUGGGGAAGCUGGCGUGGAUGGAGAAGUGCCCGGCAGUGCCGUAUUAGUGUUUGACAUCGAGCUGCUGGAGCUGGUGGCCGGCCUUCCCGAGGGGUACAUGUUCAUAUGGAAUGGUGAGGUGUCACCCAACCUCUUUGAAGAAAUUGACAAGGAUGGCAACGGAGAAGUCCUCCUGGAAGAGGCCGUAAUGGUCCUCAGGAAAUCGUUCCAGCUCUACCGUGAGAGCACAUGCAGAACCUGACACUUCUCACCACCCCUACCCUGUGGCAUCUUAGCCCGGGGCCUGUCAUCUCUUUCCCGGGUCACAUCACAGCAGUGGUGUUCAUGAAGCUCCUCCUGCUCUCACAGUGGCCGUUCUCACACAGAAGCUGGGUCAGACCUGCAGAGGCCCCUGUCUAUAGGGCCUCACAGUGGCCUGUGAAGACGCUGAACUUUCUGCUCGCUGUAACCUCUUCACCGGCUGUCUCCCUCUGCCCACUUUACCCGGCCACACCUGCCCCCAUUGCUGUCUGUGACCAGCCAGGCAUGCGUCCACCUUGAGCCCUGGCACCGGCUGCCCUCUCUGCUCAGGAGACAUCUACCCCAGAUGACUCGUUCGGCCCUUUCCUUCUCAUCUUUCAAGCCUUUGCACAAAUCUUCCCUUCUCCUUAAAGUUUUAUCCUGACCACAGAAUUGAACACUUUAUCCCUUUCUCCCUUCCUUACUGAGCUCUGCUUUUUGAUUUUUUUCUGGAGCAUUUCACUUUGUAACUUAAUGUGUAAUUUACCUAUUUUUAUGUUCAUGUCUAAUUGUCUGUUUCCAUUAGAAUGCAAGCAUUACAGGGGCAGGGUGUUUGUUUGUUUGUGUAUUGAUGUAUUUCAAGAUCUAGAACAGUGUGCUUAGCACAUAGUAGACCAUAUGUUUUGAUCAUAUGAAUGAAUGCAUGCAUCCAAGAAUGUUCUUACAGUCUUGGGUGGUCGUGGGGGUCAGCCUUUGGUGGGGAACCAAGUUGGGAGAAGGGAUAGCUCUGACGGCUGCUCGGUAUUGGCUACCUGAAUAAUAAGGGCUCUUGGAGUCAUUUAGUACAAGGGUUUUUCACCUGCAUUUAGAGAAAAAACAAACAAAACACAGGUCAUAAGUCAUGUAGCUGCCAAAAAGAUCUUGUCUGUGUUGGUAGCCCAGACUCAAGUUCCAGCCCUAUCACCCCCAGACGGCUCUGUUUCUGGCCCUGGGCCUGGUGUUCAUGGCGGCUGAACUCAUAGUCUUUCCUGUCCCCUUCUUUUCCAGUUCUCAGAGUACAUUCAUGCCCAGGUGGCAUCUGGCAAAGGGAAACUCGCCCCUGGCUUUGAUGCUGAGCUGAUUGUGAAGAAUAUGUUCACCAACCAGGACCGGAAUGGAGAUGGGAAGGUCAUAGCUGAGGAAUUUAAACUCAAAGACCAGGAAGCCAAACACGAUGAACUCUAAACGAACCAGAUGGUGCCAGGGAGUACGUGACACCAAGCCACCUGUCGUGGCAGAACGUGCAGUGAGGGUGCAAGGGUCUUUCAGAAGUCGCAUCAUUAGCCAGUAGUAGGUGGGUCACAUAGUACCUGGUGUACACAUCGGGGUGGGUUGAUAUAUGGGGUGAGAAGUUUAGGCUGAUCGCCAGUGAUAGUAAAUAAAAUCUGUGCAGAGGGCCUUAGCACGGGAUGUGUCCAGUAUGGAAAAGGCUGUACUGCCAACCAUGAUUUGUGAGCCUUCUGGGAAAUUUUGUUAUUAAAGGAAUAUGUAGUGUCAGACGGAAGUUAUAAUCAUCUUGGAGGAACCAUAAGAAAAAGUGUCCAGGGUAUCUAUAUAAAAAGGGUUAAAUUUUUUUUUAACUUGCUAGUUAAAACAUUUUAGAAAUAUUCUUGAGAUGGGCAGGAGACUCAAAGGGCUUGCUUGCCCCAGCAGGGUUCCUAGCAGACAGCCAUGGCUCUUCCCAGCAGCCUGUGCAAACUCUGAUGAUGGCCCCACCCCCGCACAUGCACACGUGCAUCAUGCUUUUCCAGCUCAUCACACCCCACCCCACUGUGGGCCUCCCAUUAAUAGUGUAUAACUUGGAGGUUAAAAGAGCCUUUUGGACAGAAAACUGGGCCAGGAAAAGGCAUCUCGGACCACAAAUAGAGAAUUUGAUUCCUCAUUUGCCACAUAAGGACAUCUGCUUAGCUUUUUCUUUCUUUUCUUUUUUCUUUUUUUUUUUGGAGAGAGAGUCUCGCUUUGUCGCCAGGCUGGAGUGCAGUGGCGCCAUCUCGGCUCACUGCAGCACCAUCUCGGCUCACUACAGCCUCUGCUUCCUGUAUUCAAGCGAUUCUCCUGUCUCAGCCUCCUGAGUAGCUGGGACUACAGGUGUGCACUACCACACCCAGCUAAUUUUUGUAUUUUUAGUAGAGACGGGGUUUCACCAUGUUGGCCAGGAUGGUCUCAAUCUCGACCUCAUGAUCCACCCGCCUUGGCCUCCCAAAGUGCUGGGAUUACAGGUGUGAACCACCAUGCCCAGCCAGUUAGCUUUUUUUGUUCUCACCUUUCUAUCCCAUAGAACACUCUUUUAUCCUCCCUGAACCAUAUUGAUAAGAUAAAUAGGGCUAGGGGCUGGGCCCCGCUGGUCACUCAACAGAGUAUUUCCCUUGGCCGAGAUGGAAGUUUUGUCCCAAUAGAUGAGCUGCUGAGCAUCAACAAGGUGACAUUUUUCUGCUGCCCAUUUGUGUCCUGGAGACGGUGGUACCCUGAAGGCAGAGGCCAGCUGCCGCAAGACAGCAAUGACAGUCCACCUGCCGGCCUGAUUCCUGCAUCAUGGAAUAACCACAUGGCUACUUUCUAUCCUCUGUUCCCAAAUGGUGGUGGCACUUAUCCUGAAGUCAUCAAUGAUUUCCCCUUGAAACUACUUUAUUUUACUAAUUUAAACUAUUUUGUACUGAUGUAGCCCUGAGGUAGUUCGUGAAAAUGCUGUGCACUCAUUCCAUGGAAUAAAUGUUGGAAAGCUGAUCUUUUCUGAUACAAAA
Molecule: messenger RNA, 4537 nt
Organism: Pongo pygmaeus (Bornean orangutan)
Lineage: Eukaryota; Metazoa; Chordata; Mammalia; Primates; Hominidae
Gene: FKBP9
Product: FKBP prolyl isomerase 9
Exons: 10
Coding region: 184-1779 (531 amino acids)
Cellular component (GO): endoplasmic reticulum
Molecular function (GO): peptidyl-prolyl cis-trans isomerase activity; calcium ion binding
Source: RefSeq, a predicted model, not a curated record